Molecule: messenger RNA, 5669 nt
Organism: Gekko japonicus
Lineage: Eukaryota; Metazoa; Chordata; Lepidosauria; Squamata; Gekkonidae
Gene: SBNO1
Product: strawberry notch homolog 1 (Drosophila)
Exons: 31
Coding region: 1-4260 (1419 amino acids)
Biological process (GO): regulation of DNA-templated transcription
Cellular component (GO): nucleus
Molecular function (GO): chromatin DNA binding; histone binding
Source: RefSeq, a predicted model, not a curated record
AUGGCGGGCGGCCUCGAGAAACAGCGGCAGCGGGGAGCGGACGCGCAUGCGCCGGCAGGGCCCCCUCGUUUUCUCGAGGCGUGGAAAGGCAAAGGCGAGUGCGUAGAAGAGGGGGGGCGGGUCACGUGGCGAGCGAGUGCGGGAAGGCGCGCGCCGCCCGGCAACAGGAGGGGGGCGGAGGCGGCCGCGGCCGCCGCCGCAACAGCAGCAGGAGGCGCCGAGUCAGUACCACUUAAUGCAUUAGAACUGGGUUUGGAGACCGAAGCAGCAGUGGCUGUUAAAGCAGAACCACACACCACGUCUUCUCCGACGGUGUUGAACAUCAGGCAACCGCCAUCGACCACAACCUUUGUGUUGAAUCAGAUAAACCAGCUCCCAACUUUGGGGACGACCAUAGUAAUGACAAAAACCACACCCGUCACCACUAACCGGCAGACGAUCACCGUAGCGAAAAUUAUACAAACCGGCACCACUACCCGCCCCUCAGUCGCGGCGCCAGCAGUACGGAACGCCCUGACGGCUGCAGCCUCCAAGGACCAGAUCCAACUGAAAGACCUGCUUAAAAAUAAUAGUCUUAACGAACUGAUGAAGCUGAAGCCACCACCUAACAUUGCUCAGCCGGUGGCAACAGCUGCAACUGAUCUCAGCAAUGGAGCUGUGAAAAAGGAGGCCCCAACUAAAGAAGUGGCAAGAAUAUGGAUAAAUGAUCUAAAAAUGAGAAGUUUUUCUCCUACAAUGAAAGUGCCAGUAGCAAAAGAAGAGGAUGAACCAGAAGAGGAAGAUGAAGAAGAGAUGGGCCAUGCAGAGACGUAUGCAGAGUACAUGCCAAUAAAAUUAAAAAUUGGUCUACGCCAUCCGGAUCCAGUGGUAGAAACCAGCUCACUCUCCAGUGUUACCCCUCCAGAAGUUUGGUACAAAUCCUCAAUCCCCGAAGAAAGUAUUGAUAGUGGCUGGCUGUCGGCAUUGCAGCUGGAAGCGAUCACCUAUGCAGCCCAGCAACAUGAAACAUUCCUACCCAAUGGAGACAGGGCUGGCUUCUUGAUAGGGGAUGGUGCAGGAGGAGGGAAAGGAAGGACCAUAGCUGGAAUCAUCUACGAAAACUACCUUUUGGGUCGAAAGAGAUCAGUGUGGUUUAGCGUUUCAAACGACCUGAAAUACGAUGCAGAAAGAGAUUUGCGAGAUAUCGGAGCAAAAAAUAUUUUGGUUCAUUCACUAAACAAGUUCAAAUAUGGAAAAAUUUCUUCCAAACAUAACGGAAGUGUAAAGAAAGGUGUCAUAUUUGCGACGUACUCGUCUCUUAUUGGAGAAAGUCAGUCUGGUGGCAAAUAUAAAACUAGACUUAAGCAGCUUCUUCACUGGUGUGGCGAUGACUUCGAUGGAGUUAUUGUAUUUGAUGAAUGUCACAAAGCUAAGAAUCUGUGUCCCGUUGGCUCUUCUAAACCAACGAAGACCGGCCUGGCUGUUCUGGAGCUGCAGAAUAAACUUCCAAAGGCCAGAGUUGUUUACGCUAGCGCCACAGGUGCUUCUGAGCCUCGUAAUAUGGCGUACAUGAACCGCCUUGGGAUAUGGGGUGAAGGAACCCCAUUUCGGGAGUUCAGCGACUUUAUUCAGGCUGUUGAAAGAAGAGGUGUGGGUGCCAUGGAAAUUGUUGCUAUGGAUAUGAAGCUGAGAGGAAUGUACAUAGCAAGACAGCUGAGCUUUUCAGGUGUGACCUUCAAGAUCGAUGAAGUACAGCUUUCCCCGCACUACGUUAAAAUGUAUAACAAAUCUGUGAAACUGUGGGUUAGUGCCAGAGAGAAAUUCCAGCAAGCCGCCGACCUCAUCGACGCUGAACAACGAAUGAAGAAAUCGAUGUGGGGCCAGUUUUGGUCAGCCCAUCAGAGAUUUUUCAAAUACCUCUGCAUAGCAUCAAAAGUUAAAAGGGUGGUGCAGCUGGCAAGGGAAGAGAUAAAGAACGGCAAGUGUGUUGUUAUUGGGCUGCAGUCCACGGGGGAAGCAAGAACACUGGAAGCCUUGGAGGAAGGUGGCGGUGAACUGAAUGACUUCGUGUCCACAGCAAAGGGAGUGUUUCAGUCCCUCCUCGAGAAGCAUUUCCCAGCUCCUGACAGAAAGAAGCUCUUUAGUUUACUGGGAAUAGACUUGUCUGCUCAGAGUAACCACAACUCGCCUAGAGACAGCCCUUGCAAGGAGGACAAAGUAAAGAAACGCAAAGGUGACGAAAUAACCAGAGAGGCCAAGAAAGCCCGUAAAACUGGUGGAUUGGCGGGGAGCAGUUCCGACGAAAGCUACAGCGAGUCGGACAUCUCGGACAACGAAGAGAGCGAUAACGAGAGCUCCAAGUUCUUAAGCUCUGGGGAUGACGACGACUUCAAUCCAUUUAGGGACGAAUCUAGUGAGGAUGACGAAGAUGACCCCUGGUUGAUUAGAAAAGAGCACAAGAAAACCAAGGAGAAGAAGAAGAAGAAAAGCAUCGACCCAGAUUCCAUACAGAGUGCCUUACUAGCGUCUGGCCUGGGAUCCAAACGACCAAGUUCUCUCUCUUCCACGGCUGUUACCUCAACAACCACUCAUACGUCUGCCAACAGUAACACAAACAGCUACAUCACUAGUCAGGACGCCGUCGAAAGAGCCCAGCAGAUGAAAAAAGAAUUGCUCGACAAACUGGAAAGACUCUCAGAAGAUCUUCCUCCGAACACACUGGACGAGCUCAUAGAUGAAUUGGGUGGUCCCGAAAACGUGGCAGAGAUGACAGGUCGCAAAGGGAGAGUCGUGAGCAACGAUGACGGCAGCAUCUCUUACGAGUCACGGUCCGAGCUUGACGUUCCCGUGGAGAUCCUGAAUAUUACAGAGAAGCAGAGGUUCAUGGAUGGAGAUAAGAACAUCGCCAUCAUCUCAGAGGCGGCCAGCUCGGGCAUUUCAUUACAAGCAGACCGCCGAGCCAAAAACCAGAGGCGAAGAGUGCACAUGACCUUGGAGUUGCCGUGGAGUGCGGAUAGGGCCAUACAGCAAUUUGGUCGAACCCACAGGUCGAACCAAGUGACUGCCCCAGAGUACGUCUUCCUGAUUUCCGAGCUAGCAGGAGAGCAAAGGUUUGCAUCUAUCGUGGCCAAGCGACUGGAAAGCUUGGGCGCUCUCACUCACGGAGACAGACGAGCCACAGAAACAAGAGAUCUCAGCAGGUUCAACUUUGACAACAAGUAUGGUCGAAAUGCCUUGGAAAUAGUCAUGAAGUCUAUCGUAAACUUGGAUUCUCCAUUGGUGUCUCCACCUCCUGACUACCCAGGAGAAUUUUUUAAAGAUGUUCGACAAGGAUUAAUAGGCGUGGGCCUAAUCAAUGUAGAAGAUCGAUCCGGGAUUCUGACACUCGAUAAAGAUUACAACAAUAUAGGGAAAUUUCUAAACCGGAUUCUGGGCAUGGAAGUGCAUCAGCAGAAUGCUCUGUUCCAGUACUUCUCGGACACGCUCAACGCGGUGAUACAGAACGCUAAGAAAAAUGGAAGAUACGACAUGGGCAUUUUAGAUCUGGGUUCAGGAGAUGAAAAAGUGAGGAAAGCGGACACGAAAAAAUUUCUGACGCCAGGAUAUUCUACCUCGGGACAUGUAGAACUGUACACUAUCAGUGUGGAGAGGGGUAUGUCUUGGGAAGAAGCAACUAAGAUUUGGGCUGAGCAGACUGGACCGGAGGAUGGGUUCUAUUUAUCGUUACAGAUACGAAAUAAUAAGAAGACGGCCAUCCUCGCGAAGGAGGUGAAUCCCAAAAAGAAGCUUUUUCUACUAUACAGGCCAAAUACUGGGAAACAGCUCAAAUUGGAAACCUAUGCAGAGAUAAAGAAAAAAUAUAAGAAGGUACCUUCUGAAGAUGCCUUUCCCCACUGGCUAGAGCAGCACACGUCCUCAGCAGACACCUGCACCCAUGCUUACUGGAGAGGCAACUGCAAGAAAGCCAGCCUGGGCCUGAUCUGCGAAGUGGGCUUGCGUUGUCGGAUGUAUUACGUCCUUUGCGGUUCAGUCUUGAGCGUCUGGACGAAGGUAGAAGGAGUUCUAGCCUCCGUGAGCGGCACCAACGUCAAGAUGCAGAUUGUUCGGCUAAGGACGGAGGAUGGGCAGAGGAUUGUAGGCUUGAUCAUUCCCGCCAGCUGCAUGUCUCCCCUCGUCAACCUCCUGUCGACGUCCGACCAGUCUCAGCAGCUGGCGGUGCAGCAGCAGCAGCUCUGGCAACAGCACCACCCGCAGAGCCUCACCUAUUUCAACAACGCGUGAGGAGGGCGGGGCGCCUCUUUGGGAAACCAUCCGUUCAAGGCAUAUCAUUCGUGUUUGAAAGAAAUAUCAGGGACAGAUUCCAAAGAAUAUUAACUUUCAGUUCCAUCAUUCCCUCUCAGAACUGCGCAGGAGCAGAGAGGCACCGUGAAGGGUGAUCCAACUGAAAGCCCGGCAUUGCUUUACAGUGGUCCAUGUGUCUUCUUCUUUUUUUUAAUUAUUCCCCGUGCUCUCUGUAGUGCUUCCUGUUUGAGAUUUCUUUUUUACCAUUUUUUGUGUGUGUGUGCGCGCGCGCAUCCUACUCAAGCUACCAAACUCACGGCUUUUGUUUUGGAAGAGGCUUGAAAGUUCCCGGCCAAGCUGUCCAUCCGUUCUCCUCGUCAUCCAGCGCUCAGGGUUUAAUGCAGUGCAUCGGUGCCAUUGCUGCAGAGGGGGAGGUCCUCAGAUGCAUGUUAUUUUGAGUUUGUGUACAGAGACAAUGAAUCUACAAUGGCAGGGGAAGUGUGUGCGGCGCGGCGCAGCGGUCUCCGCUUACGAAAAAAAAGAGUACGUUUAUUUUUUGAAAGAGGAUAAGCAUGGGAAAUCCAGAAGUUCCGCAAACCAUGUGUCCGUUCCGGUCCGUUUCCCGUUUCUGUUUCCGGCUGUGCAUGUCUUCGGAUCGGGCAUGAAUGGGAUCUUGCCCCCCAAACGUCAGCUGGGAGAGAGAGACACACAAUCUCGCUGUGGCGUUGAGGGACCGCGUUCUGAUUGUUAGCUUCUGCCCAGCUACUGCAUUUUUCUGCCUUUUCUCCUUGAGGUUAUAUAUUUGAAUCUGCAGCUUGUUUUAUUUUUGUGUGUGUGUGAACAAAAAUCUUAAAUUUUUAAAAGUUCAUUUUUUUAAUGUAUUAAUGGUGUUCCUAAUGUGUGCUGCAAGGAUGGCUUUUAAAAAGCCUGAUUUCUUUCAAUUUGUGUUUGUGUUGUUUUUUUCCUUUUCCCCUCCCUCUAAAACAUUACCUUUUAUCCAGUGAGGUUUCCAGAAACUUAAGUGCAAAUUCUCUUCCAUUUCACACGGCAGUCCUAUUUUUAUGGUUUUGUUUUUUUUUUUUUGUUUUUUUGUUACUGAAGACUUGAGCUGUAAAUUAGACAUGGGAGGGGGGGAGGGGGCACGCAAGGAUUCCGAUGUAUGUACUUUUUUUUCUGUUGCCCCGUAAUUUGAAUACUGUUUAUGUUGUAAGACAUUGUAGAGUUUAUCCUGGAGCUGUUUAAAAUUGUAAAUGUACAAAAUGUGAAUAGUCACUUAUCUAUAAUAUGGGUAAGUUUUGUUUUGCCUAUAAUAGUAGAUGUUUAUAAGAAAGUGAAGGACAAUGUUUGUCAUUUCUUGCUUGCACAGGUUGCACUAUUGAAAAUUUGAGAUUGUAUAAACCUGUCCACAA